AUGACUCUUGAAACAAAGGACAAGAUGGAGGCACAAAUCAAGUCGGUGGAUAUGACCGAGGAUAUGCAGCAGGAGGCCAUUGCUCUUGCGAUCGAGGCCAUGGAGAAGUAUCACAUUGAGAAGGACAUCGCGCAGUACAUCAAGAAAGAAUUCGACUCUCGAAAGGGUGCUACCUGGCACUGCAUUGUUGGCCGGAACUUUGGAAGCUUCGUAACUCACGAGACGAAGCACUUCAUUUACUUCUACCUCGGACAUUGCGCGAUCCUCCUCUUCAAGACCCAGUAA
Messenger RNA from Penicillium waksmanii, 285 nucleotides. RefSeq names its product dynein light chain DYN2. The record is from RefSeq and is a predicted model, not a curated record. Gene Ontology annotation, biological process: microtubule-based process; cilium assembly. Bases 1 to 285 code for a protein of 94 amino acids. Lineage: Eukaryota; Fungi; Ascomycota; Eurotiomycetes; Eurotiales; Aspergillaceae. Gene Ontology annotation, cellular component: cytoplasmic dynein complex. Gene Ontology annotation, molecular function: dynein intermediate chain binding; dynein light intermediate chain binding. The transcript has 7 exons.